Molecule: messenger RNA, 684 nt
Organism: Microthlaspi erraticum
Lineage: Eukaryota; Viridiplantae; Streptophyta; Magnoliopsida; Brassicales; Brassicaceae
Source: the annotation of a GenBank genome assembly
AUGAAACUUAUUUGGUCACCGGAAACAGCAUCAAAGGCUUACAUCGACACCGUCAAAUCGUGCGAGAGUCUUGGAACGCCGGGAGCGGCGGAGCUAGUGGCGGCGAUGGCGGCAGGAUGGAACGCGACGCUAAUAGUGGAAACAUGGUCAGAAGGAGAAACAAUAGCCAUAAGCGUUGGCUUAAAUGUAGCCAGUAAACACACAAACGCAAGACACAUUUGCAUCGUACCAAACGCGAGAUCGAAAACCGCUUAUCUACAAGCCAUGACACAACAAUCUUGCUCAAACUUGCCCGAGACAAUCAUCAUGAACGACGAAGAAGAAGAAAACUCCGAGAGCACGAUCAUGCAGAAGCUACAAGAAAUCGAUUUCUUGGUCAUCGAUUGGGACCAAAAGGAGUUCGCGGCAAACGUUUUGAGAAACGCAGUUUUCGGUAGCAGAGGAGCGGUCGUGGUGUGCAGAAGCGGUUACAGGAGAAGCACUUCUUGUUUCAGUUGGACGAAAGCGUUUAGCGACCGGAAAGUCGUGAGAACGGUGACUCUUCCGGUUUCCGGUGGCUUAGAAAUCGCUCACGUAGCAGCCGCAAGAAGCUCUGGGAAGAGUGAGAGUAACAUCAACAACAAGAGAAAAUGGAUCAAGCAUAUUGAUCAAAGAUCAGGAGAAGAACAUGUCAUUAGAAAGUAA